CCAUUUUCAGUCAUGAGAAACAGUUUUGUGUGUUUAGCAACAUAUUAACCAAAGAUCGAUAUCCAAAGACCAGUGUGUGAUAGUGAGCAGAAGAGUUGAUCAGAAACUCUAGACUAUCAAGAGAACCACGAUCUUUGAGCAUGGCAAAUCAGGAUUCCAGAGAGAAACAGAAACUCGUAAUGGAGGGUAAAAAGAUUGCAAUCGUAGGAGCUGGAAUCAGUGGAUUGAUUGCCUGCAAAUAUGUGAAGACAAAAGGCUUCGAUCCCAUCGUCUUCGAAAUGAAGGACAAUGUUGGGGGAGUGUGGUUGAGAACAUUGGACUCUACUCUACUGCAGACACCGAAGCUCGCCUUCCAGUUCUCGGAUUUUCCGUGGCCGGCUUCGAUCACCAAUUCCCGCCCCACUCAUGGUGAGGUGUUGGAAUAUAUUCAAUCCUAUGCCAGACAUUUCCAACUCCUGCAGUACAUAGAAUUCAAUUCCAAAGUAGUCGGAAUGGAUUUCGUCAAGAAUUCAGAAUCCCAGGAAAAUGGCAUCAUUUCUUGCAACGGCACUGCUUGGUCUGGUGAAGCAUUCAGCUCAAGCGGGUCAUGGCACAUUACAGUGCAUAAUGCUCAGCAACGAUGCUUAAAGGUGCACAUAGUGGACUUUGUGAUAGUGUGCACAGGGAGGUAUGGAGACAUUCCGAAAAUGCCAACCUUUGAAGCAGGGAAAGGACCAGAGGUGUUCAAGGGCAAGGUGGUGCAUGCAAUGGAGCUCUACUCCAUGGACCACAACCAAGUUGAUGAUUUGAUCUCAGAGAAGAAGAUUGUGGUUGUUGGCUUUCAGAAGUCUGCCUUCGACAUUACGGCGAAAUGUGCCAGCAUCAAUGGAAAGGAAUUCCCUUGCACAAUGAUAUGUAGAGAACCGAAGUGGCAUUGCCCUCAAACUUUUGGUUGGUCUCUGGCCCUUGCGUUCCUCUAUGGCACUCGCUUCUCAGAGCUAUUGGAUCAUAAGCCCGGGGAAAGCCUCAUCCAUGGCAUCUUGGCCACACUGCUAUCUCCUUUGAGAUGGGGAGUCUCCAAGAUGGUGGAAAUUUGCUUACAAUGGCAGCUUCCAAUGAAGAAGUAUGACAUGCUGCCCAAAGAAAACUUAUUCCACCAAAUUGCUUCCUGCCAUUUUCUCUCUCUGCCAGAAAAUUUCUAUGGUUGUCUUGAAGAAGGAAGUAUCGUGAUAAAGAAAUCUUCAGGGUGGGGUUUCUGUGAGCAUGGUCUGACACUUGGCAGUAAUGAAGAUGCAAAAUUGGAGGCUGACCUAGUGAUUCUUGCCACUGGAUAUGAAAGCAAUCAGAAGCUCAAGGACUUGUUCGAUUCACCAUUACACCAACAACUCUUAUCAGGUUUUGAAUCUGGAAUUGUUCCCCUGUACAGGGAAUGCAUCCAACCACAGAUCCCUGAGAUGGCAAUCAUCGGAUAUACAGAGGGUGUAUCGAAUCUCUUCACAUCGGAGAUGGAAAUCCGAUGGUUGGUCAGUUUCCUUUCGGGCGGCUUCCGGCUACCCAGCACCAAGGAAAUGGAGGAGGACAUGAAGAAGUGGGAUGAUUACAAGAGGAAACACUCGGGGUACAAGUAUAAGAAGUCAAGCAUUGCUGCAAUUCAUAUUUGGUACAAUGACAUGCUCUGCAAAGACAUGGGAUGCAUCCCGAAAAGAAAGAAAAAUUGGCUCUCGGAGCUCUUCUCGCCUUAUGGCCCCGCAGAUUACUCCAAUCUUUAGCUCUACAGCUCUUGUAAUUACUUCAUGUUAUAUUUUAGGUGUCUAAACAAUGUCGUAUUUGAAGGACGUGGUGUAUAUAUA
Messenger RNA from Nymphaea colorata (pocket water lily), 1829 nucleotides. Its product is annotated as probable flavin-containing monooxygenase 1. Gene Ontology annotation, molecular function: flavin adenine dinucleotide binding; NADP binding; N,N-dimethylaniline monooxygenase activity. The transcript is spliced from 6 exons. NCBI's taxonomy places the organism in Eukaryota, Viridiplantae, Streptophyta, Magnoliopsida, Nymphaeales, Nymphaeaceae. The coding region runs from base 141 to 1748 and encodes 535 amino acids. The record is from RefSeq and is a predicted model, not a curated record.